AUGUUGCUUCGAGAUGCUGGUCUCGUUGCGGGCUUGGCUUCGCUGCUACACGUCGGGGCCGAGCCCUUGAUACAAAUCCCACCACACAUACAAAAUCUGGAGCUGAGCACGCCGAAGCCAGUCACUGCAGCCCAGAUGCAGGAGUUCAAGCAAGACUUCGUCGAUGUCGAUUUCAACAAGGAUGACCAGAUGGACGCUCAGGAGGUUCGCGCGCACUUCAAGGGCGGGAUAUCUGAUGUGGAGCUUUACCAGUUCUUUCUCGACUCCGACAAAGAUCAGUCCGGAGACGUUUCCCUUCAAGAGUAUGUGGACUAUGCGGCGAUGCUGAACUGA
Molecule: messenger RNA, 333 nt
Organism: Symbiodinium sp. CCMP2456
Lineage: Eukaryota; Dinophyceae; Suessiales; Symbiodiniaceae
Source: the annotation of a GenBank genome assembly